Condylura cristata (star-nosed mole) is the source of this 2549-nucleotide messenger RNA. It is a transcript of the gene CFAP418, whose product is annotated as chromosome unknown open reading frame, human C8orf37. The record is from RefSeq and is a predicted model, not a curated record. Gene Ontology annotation, cellular component: cytosol. Lineage: Eukaryota; Metazoa; Chordata; Mammalia; Eulipotyphla; Talpidae. Bases 46 to 669 code for a protein of 207 amino acids. The transcript has 6 exons.
UGCUGCUGAGGGAGACUGGGAGUGGGAAAGACGUGACGAGUCAAGAUGGCGAAGGACCUGGACGAGCUCUUGGAUGAGGUCGAGUCCAAGUUUUGCAGACCAGACCCACUGAGACUGGGUGUGGUCGAGCGGCCCAGAGGCUGUGGCGGCGGCUUCCUCAGCCCUGAUCGGAACCGAGCCGAGGCGAAAGACACUCUCAGAUCAAAAGAAACAUUUAACAAAGAAGAAGAUCUUGACAGUCUAAUUAAUGAAAUAUUUGAAGAGCCCAACUUUGACAAAAAACCCUCUAAAUUAAAAUCUAAAUCUUCAGGUAACACAUCUGUCAGAGCUUCCAUUCAAAGCCUUGGUAAAAGUUGCAGCCCAGUGUACCUCGGUGGAACUUCUGCUCCACCUGGGAUUGGAACAAAUACUUCACGGAGAGCAUGUGACCAUCUGCGUUGUAUAGCCUGUGACUUCUGGGUAGUAAGCUACGAUGACUAUAUGUGGGAUAAAUCAUGCGAUUAUCUCUUUUUCAGGAACAAUAUGCCGGAAUUUCAUAAAUUAAAAACUAAGUUGGUAAAGAAGAAAGGAACGCGUGCAUAUGCUUGCCAGUGUAACUGGAGGACUAUUGAAGACCUGACUGACCUUCAGAGAGAACAUCAGCUUCGUUGGGUUUGUGGUAAACAUUAAGAAUGCAGCCUUCACGUUCAGACAAAUGAGACCAUGAGAGCAGGCACCAUUGAUCACAAUGUUUAGGUAAAGGUACAUCCCAGUAUCAGGCCCUUUUGGAAAAAGACAGGAAAUUCAUUUUAACGACUACACAAGUUUUUGAAGACCAGAUGAACUUGGGAAAUUAAACUCACUUUAACAUUUUGAAAUUACUCCUUUCUGAUAGGUAAUUUCACUUGACAAUAUAACGAGUUGUCAAAAGUCUUCUUUGCUGGCUUAUCUCCUGUUAACUAGCAGUUUAAUUAUGAAACUUCAUACAACUAUAUAGUCAUUUACUAACAACUGCAGUAAUAUUGGCUACUACUAUACUUAGUAUAAACAUUCUUCCUCUCUAGAAAUUAAAGGGGAUAAAGCUGGCCAGAGUAGAGAUCAUUGAAGGGUGUACACACCCCUUUCUCUAGACAGAUAUACUGUUACCAAGGAUCAAAACUUCAAAGUGACAGAAAUAUGAUCACUAACUGAGAGGCUUCAGAAGCACAGAUAUAUUGUAAAAGCACUGUCCACAUCUGAUCUUAACUCACCAACUCAAAUGAAAACUGUAUAUGAACAGUUUUUAUGUAUUUCUCCUCCUGUUGACUUCAGUAUCAGAAGUUUAGUUUGCUAUUUUAGCAGAUAUCCAUUUAGAUUUAAAAAAUAUUAAAAUCACAAGGAAAGAUCCUAAUACCGGCAGGUCAUUAUUGAAUUUUCCGAGUACUUUGUAGUACUUGAUGCCCUAAGCACUAUCCAGUGAAGUGAACAAUAAGUAAGGUAUUUUCUUAGGCAGUCUGUUGAUUUUCUGGUAAUGACUAAUGAAUGGGAGUGCAUAAAAAGAGAAAUAAAAUAGGGCUAAACAACAGGCAGUCUUUUAGCUACAUUCUUAACAUCACUGAGCGGAAGAACCUACCUUAGCUGCAAAUUCAGGAACCCAGUUACCAGCUCCCAGGUCUAUCAAGAAAUUCUGGGGCCUUUCCAAUCUGCCAAAAGCUCUUUACUCAUGUCUAAUAUACAAUUCAAAUGUGUGACACAAGGCAUCCUGCAAAGGAGUAACUGAAACAGUUAUAAUUUUAGUCUUAUCCUGAAUUCAUUCCAUCCAUCCUCCUUCAGCACCAAAGAAAAAACUGGUCAUGAAGACCUCUCUAGCCCUGAUAUAUUUGCAUAUCUGUAGAGCUGACUCUAGUUCAAGUCUGGCGUUACAACAGAAUAAAUCUCGAAGUGGCAGGUGCUCCCAUUUUUGUACUGAGAAACUUUAUAGAUCAUAUCUUUAAAUAAAAAUUUUACUCUAAAAUUUUGUGUCAGUGUAAUUGUGUCAAACAUAGGGGAUUUGAUUAAAAUGACCUUUUCCACAAAAUAGCAGAGCACCAAGAUCCUGGUGUUCAGUAUCCCAUGGAAUUUGGGAAUUAGCCAUGAGCAAGUUUGCUAAAUAGAUCUCAUUUGAAAAUAGUUUUUCUUUUGUAUUAUUUCAUUAUAAGUAUUUUGUACUUUGGAUACAUUUCCCAUGCUUAGCAUUCCUCAGUGUAAUAAUUACAAUAAUUUCCCACUGUCAGAAAUGUAUAUAUGGGCUCACAUUUUUGGUAAAAACUAUAAAUUUUAAUAUACAAUUUUUAAUCUAAGCAGAAAGAAUAUGUAUAUAUACAAGUGGAUAAAUAUUAUCAGUUAUAACUUUAGCCAAAACACAACUAUUUUAGUAUCAGUCUAGGAAGAAAAGCAGUUUCGAAUCAACUAUAAUUUUGAAAUGCACUUCAGGAUGUUUUGCUAACUUGUUUUCAGUAGUUUAGUAAUUUCUUACCUGAACCAAGUAUUUUUUGUCAAGCUAGGUUGCUACUUAUUUCAACUUUGUUGUAUUCUCAGACCCUUCUGCCUAA